Messenger RNA from Paecilomyces variotii, 1143 nucleotides. RefSeq names its product phosphatase 2C-like domain-containing protein. The transcript is spliced from 3 exons. Bases 1 to 1143 code for a protein of 380 amino acids. Lineage: Eukaryota; Fungi; Ascomycota; Eurotiomycetes; Eurotiales; Thermoascaceae. The record is from RefSeq and is a predicted model, not a curated record.
AUGCUUGUCGAGUCCAUAUUGUCUUCUCCGGCCCCGCGAACCAUCUUCGCCCGGAGUCCGCUGCGGAUAAAGUCUUGGAUAUCAGCAGCAUCCGUGCGACGCUAUAGUGCCGUGCCUUCGUACGGCACUACAACGCCGAUUCCAGAGAAUUCGCCCGAUUUGCUUUUUACCUCUCCCUAUCGAUUCGAGACGGGAUAUGCCCUCUCCCCCAAACGUCCUUCACGACCGUUUCCGCCGCCAUUCCUGUCUCCACCGUCGACAUCCUUCUCCGAUCCUCUAACAACUCACUUUCGAGGGCAGGAUAGGCGAUUAACCCUCAAGGGGGAUCUGAUCAGAGGCUUAACAAACGGGGAUGAUGCCGUCCUGGUUGCCGAGAACUUCAUUGGAGUCAAUGACGGGGUAGGAGCCUGGGCGACGAGGCCCCAUGGGCAUGCAGCGUUAUGGUCCAGACUCAUCUUGCACUUUUGGGCUCUUGAGGUUGAGCGCGGGUCCAAGAUCGCUGCUGAACCGGAUCCUGUCGAAUAUCUACAGCGAGCCUACGAGGAGACGGUCGAAGCCACCACAAAACCCAACGAAUGGGUAGGAACAACUACCACCGUGACCGCGCUUUUACAUCACACCGAAGACCCAGACCCUAAGCCGAUACUAUACGUGACCAACCUGGGAGACUCACAAGUUCUUGUGAUUCGUCCAGGUGAGCAGCAGCCCAUAUUCAAGACCACAGAACAAUGGCACUGGUUCGAUUGUCCUUUGCAGUUGGGUACGAACAGUAAAGAUACUCCGCGCAAAGACGCGGUUCUGUCAAAAGUCGAGCUGCAGGAAAACGAUAUUGUGGUUGCAGUCUCCGAUGGAGUCAUUGAUAAUCUCUGGGAGCACGAAAUCGUGUCGACUAUCCUGAAAGCCGUAGAGAGAUGGGAAGCAGGUGAAGGUGGAGAAGCGCAAGGUGACCGGACUGCUGGAGCGGGCGGUGGCAUGGUCUACGCGGCUAGGGAGCUGCUGAAGGCCGCACAUACAAUCGCGCAAGACCCUUUCGCAGAAAGCCCCUAUAUGGAAAAGGCUAUAGAGGAGGGUCUUACCAUCGAAGGAGGGAAAAUGGAUGAUAUCAGUGUCGUGACGGCGCUUUGCAAGAAGCGUCCAGGCUGA